UCGGCAUGCCUGCUAAUAUCUCUCUCACAUCCCCUACAAGAUAUUUCUCCUGCAGCGAGCCGGACGCGUGCGUAUAUCAUCUCUGCCUCCUUCAUGCACACUGGCAUUGUGCCGUUUCUUCUCGUCAAUAACAGCUAUGGCCACUGUCACCACUUCUCCGGCCACUCUCCAGCCAUGUAAGCACGCGAGCCGCGGCUUGAUGCGGUUUCCUUCUUUUCCAAGGAGAAGGAGUUACGGUCUGGUGACAACGAAAGCCACGGCGUACUCCCGUGGCCAGCCUGCGGUGAAGGGCAGCCGGGUUGAGGCGCCCGUCGGUGUCUCGGCGGCAGGUGAGGAGGGCGACAGGAUCCGGAGGCUGCAGAACGGGCCCGACGUGCGGGGCGUUGCGCUGGAAGGCGAGAAGGGUCGGGCCGUGGACCUCACGCCGCUGGCAGUGGAGGUGAUCGCCGAGAGCUUCGGGGAGUGGCUAGGGGAGGAGCUCCGGCGGGAGGGCGAGGAGCUGCGUGUGUCCGUCGGCCGGGACCCGCGGCUGUCGGGGGCGCGGCUCAGCGCGGCGCUCUUCGCGGGGCUCGCGAGGGCGGGGUGCUCCGUGUUCGACAUGGGGCUCGCCACCACGCCGGCCUGCUUCAUGAGCACCAUAUUACCUCGGUUCAGCUACGACGCGUCUAUCAUGAUGACUGCGUCACAUCUCCCCUACACCCGCAACGGCCUCAAGUUCUUCACCAAGCGCGGCGGGCUGACCUCCAGCGAUGUGGAGAAAAUCUGCGACCGCGCAGCGCAGAAGUAUGUGGCGAGGAAGAUGGGCCUCGGCGGCAGAGGGGGCACGCGGUCGGUGGUGAUGCGCGUCGACCUCAUGAGCGCCUACGCACAGCACCUCCGCGACAUCAUCAAGCAACGUGUCGCGCACCCUACGCACUACGACACCCCGCUCAAGGGUUUCAAAGUUGUCGUCAACGCCGGCAACGGAUGCGGCGGCUUUUUCACGUGGGACGUCCUGGAGAAGCUGGGCGCCGACACGAUGGGCAGCCUCCACCUGGAGCCCGACGGCACGUUCCCGAACCACAUGCCCAACCCGGAGGACGCGACCGCCAUGUCACUCACCCGCAGCGCCGUCCUGGCCCAGGGCGCUGACCUGGGCGUCGUCUUCGAUACCGACGUGGACCGCAGCGGCGUGGUGGACGACACAGGCGCGGCCAUCAACGGCGACCGGCUCAUCGCGCUCAUGUCGGCCAUCGUGCUGGACGAGCACCCGGGCACAACGAUCGUCACCGACGCGCGCGCCAGCGACGGGCUCACGCGGUUCAUUGCCUCCAGGGGCGGCCACCACUGCCUCUACCGCGUCGGUUACCGCAACGUCAUCGACAAGGGCGUGCAGCUCAACGCCGACGGCGUCGAGACCCACCUAAUGAUGGAGACCACCGGCCAUGGCGCGCUCAAGGAGAACUACUUUCUCGACGAUGGCGCAUACAUGGUGGUGAAGAUCAUCAUCGAGAUGGUCCGGAUGAAACUGGCAGGAUUAGAGGGAGGGGUAGGGAGCCUCAUUAUGGAUCUCGAGGAGCCCGCUGAGUCCGAGCUGUUGAGGAUGAACAUCUUGGGUGAACCCAAGCAUGCAAAACAAAGGGGUACACAAGCAGUUGAGACUUUCAAGAAAUACAUCCAGGAGGGGAAACUUUCCGGUUGGGUGCUCGAUGAUUGUGGGGAUUGCUCAGUUGGCGAGGGAUGCCUGGUGGACACAAAUGAUCAUCCUAUCGAUGUUGAUGCAUACAUGUACAGAGCAAAACUUUAUGACGAGAAUAACAGACCACUGGGCUUGGUUCACAUUCGUCAAAGUGUUCAUAAUCCCAAUAUAGCGUUGAACAUGCAAUCCUAUGUUCCUAGUGGUUGCAAAUCCAUGGCAAGGGAUAUUCUUGACAGGUACUUAAUUCUCACCAGAUCCUAAGGUAGUAAGGUUCACUUGGUUUUUACAUACCAUGCAAUCAUAUAUAUAUAUAUAUAUAUUUUAAUAAUUCCAGGUUUUUGGUGGCUAGUGGAGUAAAUGAGUUUGUUGACAUCAGUGAAGUAGAGAAAUUUGUAAACUAGAGCUUAUAUUUAUUAUCAUUAGAUUUGUACACUCUGUAUAUACAUAUCGGUUAAGAUCCUAGGUGGCAAGAAAGAGUUCACUACCGUUGGGAGAGUAUAGUGAUUACAUAUUCCCGCAUCCCUUCAAGUAUCUAGUGACGUACAUAGCAAUACUGUCGAUUCUGUUAUAUAAAUGAUCGCAGCAAUUUCAGCAAA
Molecule: messenger RNA, 2274 nt
Organism: Phragmites australis (common reed)
Lineage: Eukaryota; Viridiplantae; Streptophyta; Magnoliopsida; Poales; Poaceae
Exons: 6
Coding region: 137-1939 (600 amino acids)
Biological process (GO): carbohydrate metabolic process
Cellular component (GO): chloroplast stroma
Molecular function (GO): phosphomannomutase activity
Source: RefSeq, a predicted model, not a curated record